AUGCUUGAGGUCCCGCGCAUCGGUGGGACGGACUAUAAGGCGGAGACGGGAUACUACAUCAAGGAGCGCCAAGAUCCCACUUUCUUCCCUGGUCGGGCGGCGACGAUCUACUACCGUGCGCCGCCGCAAGAGAAGGGCGCGCUGUCGGGCAUCAAGCGUGAUCUGAAGGCUGUGCUCGGUGCGCCCGGGGACCUGGAGAUUGGUGUCCUGGGCAUCCUGCACCCCAGUGUGCUGGAGAAAUUCGAGAUCGGGUACCCGUGCUCUGCCCUAGAAUUCUCUCUGGAGCCCUUCAAGAAGGAGAUGCAAGCGAUAUGGAGCGACUGA
Molecule: messenger RNA, 324 nt
Organism: Fibroporia radiculosa
Lineage: Eukaryota; Fungi; Basidiomycota; Agaricomycetes; Polyporales; Fibroporiaceae
Exons: 2
Coding region: 1-324 (107 amino acids)
Biological process (GO): phenylalanyl-tRNA aminoacylation
Cellular component (GO): phenylalanine-tRNA ligase complex
Molecular function (GO): phenylalanine-tRNA ligase activity
Source: RefSeq, a predicted model, not a curated record